UUUCUCUCCGGCGUGGGAUUGUGGCAAUAGCGGUGGGAGUGUUUCCAUCUGUCAGCUCUCCUCCUUUUGAUAGCGACAGAUUUCUCUCUAUUCAACUUCUCUGAAAACGCCAGCAGCAGCCCUAUUCUUUUCCUCCCCGUCUUCUGCAGCACUAGCUCGGUCGCCAUCUUCUGCGAUAUAGCUUUAGGCAGCGCUGCCGCUUCUGUUUUAAUAAGCUUGGUAGAUUGCUGGUUGCAUGCACACGUCUUUGCAUUGGGAAAUCAGCGCACGUCCGACAGAGAUCUGCCCGGUUACACAGGUGAAACACCAUUUUCCGCAUUUGGUGGAAAGGAUUGUAUAAGGUAGCUUAGCUAUCUGGACAUCAUCAGCUGGACGGGCCGGCAGCGGGUCAGACUGACAGCGCCUGGAAAAGCCUGCUGUGAGACUCCCGGUUCGUCCGUCUGUCUGUCUGUGCCUGUCCCGCUCUCCGCCCCCCCCCCCUCUGGGUGGAGAGAGACCGACGCCGGCCGCCUCGUUUCCCCCCACCCCCCCACCCCCGGACACUGGAGCCCCUCCCCCCCACGGUAUUAGCACCACUCCCUGAGGACGCCUCGCACCUGGAGCCACUUUCGGGGUGUCCGCCAUGAGCGAGUUCUGGUUGUGCUUCAACUGCUGCAUAGCGGAACAGCCCCAGCCGAAACGGCGGCGGCGCAUCGACCGGAGCAUGAUCGGCGAGCCCACGAAUUUCGUCCACACGGCGCACGUCGGCUCGGGCGACCUCUUCAGCGGGAUGAACUCUGUGAACUCGAUUCAGAACCAAAUGCAGUCGAAGGGCGGGUACGGCGGGGAGGCCAUGCCCGUCAACGUCCAGAUGCAGCUGGUGGACACGAAGGCCGGGUAACCUCUGUAGCGAAUGUUAGCGAGUCACUGAAAUGUGUUUUCUCAUCCUGGACCUUCCGCCUGCCUCCAGCGACUGCCUUCCAUCCUGCCCUGUGAGAACUAAGGGACAAUUUGCCAACCCCACACACACAUAAAACACACACACACGCACGCACACACACACGCACACACAACUUACACACACUCACACACACAUACUGCACAUCCACUCUCAUACACACACAUACACACUCACGUGCACACACACACACACACACACACACACACACUCAUUCCUUGGUGACCACUCUUCAUGCAAACACAUGGACAGUCCUGCGUUCUUCUGGAAGGAGGCCGUCCUCUCUGGACACAUGCUCUUCCUUCGGCUCUCUGAAGACCAGGAAUCACCUGCAUUCACCUCCUCCCAGACACUCUUUCACCUCUUCCUUGACUCUCUUUCAUCUCCUCCCUGGUUCUCUUUCACCUCCUCCUAGACUUUCACCUCCUCCCAGACUGUCUUUCACCUCCUCCUAGACUCUUUCACCUCCUCCCAGACUGUUUCACCUCCUCC
Messenger RNA from Anguilla anguilla (European eel), 1429 nucleotides. It is a transcript of the gene cdc42se2, whose product is annotated as CDC42 small effector 2. Gene Ontology annotation, molecular function: small GTPase binding. The record is from RefSeq and is a predicted model, not a curated record. The transcript is spliced from 5 exons. Gene Ontology annotation, biological process: regulation of Rho protein signal transduction. Lineage: Eukaryota; Metazoa; Chordata; Actinopteri; Anguilliformes; Anguillidae. Bases 623 to 880 code for a protein of 85 amino acids. Gene Ontology annotation, cellular component: plasma membrane.